AUGAAAUUCAAAGAUGCACACUACCUGCUUUUCUUGCUGCCUGCAUGUUCUCAGCACCCGGCAAAGUUACAGGAGUCCAUUGAAUAUGAAGACUUGGGAAACAACAAUUCCGUGAAAACGAUUGCACUGAAUCUCAAGAAGUCAGACAGGUAUUAUCAUGGUCCUACUCCAAUUCAGUCACUGCAGUAUGCAACAAGUCAGGACAUUAUUAAUUCUUUUCAAAGUAUUAGACAAGAAAUGGAAGCUUAUACACCCAAGUUAACUCAGGUUCUCUCAAGCAGUGCUGCUAGUAGCACCAUCACAGCCCUGUCACCUGGAGGAGCACUUAUGCAGGGAGGGACACAGCAGUCCGUAAACCAGAUGGUGCCAAACGAUAUUCAGUCUGAACUGAAACACUUGUACGUGGCUGUUGGAGAACUUCUGCGGCAUUUCUGGUCCUGCUUUCCUGUUAAUACACCAUUCCUAGAAGAAAAGGUAGUGAAAAUGAAGAGUAAUUUGGAACGGUUCCAAGUUACAAAGCUCUGCCCAUUCCAAGAAAAGAUUCGGAGGCAGUAUUUAAGCACAAAUCUGGUAAGUCACAUAGAAGAGAUGCUGCAGACAGCCUACAACAAGCUCCACUCAUGGCAAUCACGGCGUCUGAUGAAGAAGACGUGAAGCAUUCAUGGUGCUCACAGGUUUUGUGGGUUGAAAAAAACUGACCUGCGGUGACUCUGGAAACCUGGCUGAGGACAAGCAGAUGCUCACACCGGGGAAACAUCUGCUGCAUGCCAACUCCCAGAGCUGAUGCUAUUGUACUUGCACAUAAGAACCGAAAGAAGGCAGGGACGAGAUUCACUUAACUCUGGGGAGGUAAACUAAGGCAGAACCAAAAUGAGCUAAGUUGCAAAUAUAUGUGUAUGUGUACAUGUAUAUGUAUUUUAAAGACUGUUUACUGCAGUUACUCAGGAACUGCUUUUGGUUCACGUUAAGCUGCUUUCAAAAUUAAAAGAAAAAAUAAUUUAAAAAAAUA
This is a messenger RNA of Peromyscus maniculatus bairdii (prairie deer mouse), 1009 nucleotides long. NCBI's taxonomy places the organism in Eukaryota, Metazoa, Chordata, Mammalia, Rodentia, Cricetidae. The record is from RefSeq and is a predicted model, not a curated record.